CAACACCGUAGCCCCGCCCACUCGAUCAAGGCGAAAGAUAAAAAGACCGAAACUCGUCUUUCUUCACCAGAGGAGAAGACAGCAUCGCUUUCGCUUAAGUUAACUUUAAAACAGAUGACUAACUAGUUUUUUUCCCUACACGGGGCGGACUUUAAAGUGUCCUAAACUCCCCCGAGACUUAAGUCUUCCUCACGGCGGGCAGCGAGCUAGUCAGCUGUUGUGCUAGCUGCUCAAGGGUAGCUUUUUUGGGGAGGGGGGCUAAGUUUGACGUGACCCGGUUCGGUUCUGUUUGCAAGCUCCGAACUCCGUUAUGGGAUCCCGGGCGUCCACGUUACUCCGCGAGGAGGAAAUUGAGGAAAUCAAGAAAGAAACAGGCUUCUCACACAGCCAGAUCACUCGUCUAUACAGCCGCUUUACGAGCCUGGAUAAAGGGGAGAACGGCACCCUCAGUCGAGAAGACUUUCAGAGGAUUCCAGAGUUGGCCAUCAAUCCUUUGGGUGACCGCAUCAUCAAUGCCUUUUUCCCAGAAGGGGAGGACCAAGUGAACUUCCGAGGCUUCAUGCGCACGCUGGCACACUUCCGACCCAUUGAAGACAGCGAGAAAAACAAGAACGUCAGUGCCAGUGAGCCGCUUAACAGCAGGACCAACAAGCUCUUAUUUGCUUUCCGUCUUUACGACCUGGACAGAGAUGACAAAAUAUCGCGGGAUGAACUGCUCCAGGUGUUAAGGAUGAUGGUGGGCGUAAACAUCUCUGACGAGCAACUCGGAAGCAUCGCGGACCGAACCAUCCAGGAAGCCGACACUAACGGAGACAGCUCCAUUUCCUUCAAUGAAUUCAUCAAGGUGCUGGAGAAGGUGGACGUGGAGCAGAAAAUGAGCAUCCGUUUCCUGCACUAAUGACUUUUCAUUUAGCCAAUCUUGAUCACCACGUCUGGACAUUUUAGGUUCUGUCUGCCCCUCUUUCAUAAGCAGGCAAUUUUGGUCCUCGGCUCUCGUCAAAAGACGCUCCUUCAUGCCAAAAACCUUUGGAAACAUCUGUGUGCCUUUUUGUUUGGUUGAUACAUGCAAUUUUUCCCCCACAGUCACGAUACGAUCAAGAGUGCAACAUUUAAAAAAUGUGGUUUUUAUGCAACAUUUGGAUUGGCCAAUGAUAGCUGCCUACUCUCCCAAUUCAAAUGGACUGGACAUCUACUGCCGUUAAUGGCAGUGAAACUAGUAUGACUUUUCAUUAACUGUAGGAGUUGAUUAUGAAUUCUACUAAUUUGACAUCGUAAUAAUAAUCAAGUGUAUUUCCUGCAUAAGAGGCUAAUAUAAAGGAAAAACUAGUGGCAUUCAAUGCUUAUAGAGAUUUAUUUGAAUUCAGUAAAAUGAAGUGCCAUGUUUGGACUGUUA
This is a messenger RNA of Corythoichthys intestinalis (scribbled pipefish), 1393 nucleotides long. RefSeq names its product calcineurin-like EF-hand protein 1 (gene chp1). Gene Ontology annotation, cellular component: plasma membrane. Gene Ontology annotation, molecular function: calcium ion binding. Lineage: Eukaryota; Metazoa; Chordata; Actinopteri; Syngnathiformes; Syngnathidae. The transcript is spliced from 7 exons. The record is from RefSeq and is a predicted model, not a curated record. Gene Ontology annotation, biological process: positive regulation of sodium:proton antiporter activity. The coding region runs from base 311 to 898 and encodes 195 amino acids.